This is a messenger RNA of Tilletiopsis washingtonensis, 1030 nucleotides long. RefSeq lists its product as hypothetical. Gene Ontology annotation, cellular component: fungal-type vacuole; vacuolar membrane. Bases 71 to 661 code for a protein of 196 amino acids. Gene Ontology annotation, biological process: L-cystine transport. Lineage: Eukaryota; Fungi; Basidiomycota; Exobasidiomycetes; Entylomatales. Gene Ontology annotation, molecular function: L-cystine transmembrane transporter activity. The record is from RefSeq and is a predicted model, not a curated record. The transcript is spliced from 4 exons.
CCUUUCCACCACCACGCACCCGCCAGCCAGCAAGCGUCGCUUGCAUCUCGGGCACGGGCUUUGCGGGCCGAUGUCCUCCCUCUCGCUCCUCUCCGCCACGCUCGGCUGGGCCUACUUCACGCUCUGGUCCCUCUCCUUCUGGCCGCAGACGCUGCUGCUGCUGCGCCGCCGCAACCUCGCCGGCCUCUCGCCCGACUUUGUCCUGCUCAACACCCUCGGCUUUGCAUGCUACAGCGCCGCGACACUGGCGCUCUGGGCCAGCAGCGCGGUGAGGCAGGCGUAUAGAGAGAGACAUGGAGAAUGGCCGGGCACGCAUGCAAAUGAUCCGCAAAUCGCAAUGAACCACCGUCGUCGCUCGACGCGCGGCUUUGCAGUGACCAACGUCGUGCUGGACCUCGGCGGCGGCCUGCUCUCGCUGGCGCAGCUGGCCGUCGACGCGCGGAUUGCGGGCAACUGGAAGGGCGUGCUGGGCGAUCCGGGCAAGAUCGGCCUCUCCCUCCUCACCCUCCUCUUCGACGCCAUCAUCAUGUGGCAACACCACGUGGCAUUUGGAGCCGCCAUUGUGCCUGCCGAGGGCGCACUCAACUAUGCGCGCGGAGAAGCGCCGCAAGAGGAGCGUGCUGAGGACGAGGAGCGGCCGCUGCUUGGAUCGCGAGCCUGAGGGGCCGUCCUUGCCGCUCGAGACGUCUGGCCGCCGCUGCUGCCCGCACUGCUCUGCCAGUCCUGGUCCUUCACUCCGCACCGCGCAAUCUAGAGAUGCCCGCCCCUCGCCCCGCCCCCCUGCUCUGCGCGCGUAGAGCGUAUAUAGAGUGACAUUGGGCCCUGCGUCGGCCCCCUGCGCUGGUCCCGCCUCGCCUACAGCAUGCCCGCGCCAUCGGCGCCCGCGAGGUGUCGCGCCGAGCGGCGCGCGUCGAGGAAGAGGCCGUCGGUCUCUGCGAUGUCGGCGACGGCAAUCUCGCUGCGUCCUGCAAUGCGCGAGAGGAUGCUGGCGGGCGAGAGGAGCUGCAGUGCGUACCUGCCAAGGCGGGGG